AUGAACCAAGGGUACUUACUAGAUGAAGGCACCCCAAACGGCUUCGACGAGAUGGAUGCUGGAGCCAGCCCACUCUGGCGGCUACCGAGUGAAGAGUGCGAUGUGAGCCUGAAGGAAAGCUGCUGCGCCUGUUUCGCGCGGUUCAUUUCAGUGCUCUCUGCUUUGGCCGUGGUUCUCUUCGCCGUGCUGGGUGUGGCCACAAUCGUCAUUGAUGGUGCCAUCCGCGUGCAAGAGGACAUCCAGCUGUACGAGAUUGGCGCACGUCAGGUGGAGGCGCGGGUCAAGCUCCUCAUGAAGAGCUUGUCUUUGGCUGUGCCCGAGGCAUUUCUCACCACCCUCUCUGAGAAGCUGAUGGAGAGCCUGAAGAUGGCGCUCUCCUCUGCCGUGGGCGGGUUCUUGGGCUACGCGGGCAAGGUCGUCUUCGAGCUGCUGAUGCUUGGCCUCUAUGUCUUGUUCUGGCUUUGCGCGCCGAUGCCCCUAAACAGGAAGACCGAGACCAUCUUCCGACGCUACCUGUUCCUCAAGGGCACCGCUUGCAUCCCGGCAUUUCAUGGCAUUUUUGGUGCAGCAUGA
Molecule: messenger RNA, 573 nt
Organism: Symbiodinium natans
Lineage: Eukaryota; Dinophyceae; Suessiales; Symbiodiniaceae
Source: the annotation of a GenBank genome assembly